This is a messenger RNA of Macrobrachium nipponense, 2760 nucleotides long. RefSeq names its product protein hairy-like. Bases 901 to 2352 code for a protein of 483 amino acids. Gene Ontology annotation, cellular component: nucleus. Gene Ontology annotation, biological process: regulation of neurogenesis; regulation of transcription by RNA polymerase II; anterior/posterior pattern specification. Gene Ontology annotation, molecular function: DNA-binding transcription factor activity, RNA polymerase II-specific; RNA polymerase II cis-regulatory region sequence-specific DNA binding; protein dimerization activity. The record is from RefSeq and is a predicted model, not a curated record. Lineage: Eukaryota; Metazoa; Arthropoda; Malacostraca; Decapoda; Palaemonidae. The transcript is spliced from 2 exons.
UUUGUGCUAUUGGUAGUUCAUACCAGAUUCUGAUCAGCUUGCAGGUUGAUAACUUCCCGAGCGGAAGCCUUCCUAACCAAUAGUAAGUGAGCCAUGCGACCCAGGUAACCAAUCAAGAGACAGACUCGUGACCAAGCGCACCAAUGAGAGCAAAGCACAAAAUUACACGUGGCCAAUGAGAGCACGCGCGCUGAUUCAGGUUCGGUCUUUUUCGUCAACCGUUCCUCUUCCAUGAAUUACUUGGGAAGUUUGCUAUUUGUUACAUGUGAAAUAAGAUUCGAUUUUUUUUGUUUCCUCUGCACAUCUCAAAAGUUUGUGGUAGGAUACGAAAGGAUUAUAUUGAAAAAGCGUUGCAUACGAAAAUCAUGCGCCCUUUUCCAAAGAGAUGUGAAACUGCUGACUCGAUGCUCCCGGUGAACGAUAGUUUUUGGAACCGUCGUGUGUCUGUAGGAAGUCUCGUGUCGGGUUUGCGGUGAGACGGAGGAGAAGCGGAGAAGCGUGACCGUCAUAGAGACACGAGACGCGGUGGGAGUUGGCCGUCCCGUCUGGCGACUCCCUCUUUUGAAGCUCUUACAGAUACCUACUCGCACUUUUGUUUGGUGUUCAGGACUUUUAAUGAAGAGCUGAUAUUUUCCCCAAAACAAAGGCAUCGUUACGCUUAUCAUCCGGUGCUUUGAAUACCAGUGAUGUACAGUAGUAGUGCAGAGAUACAGUGAAAAACACCUGUUCGUUCGCCGCCCACCUGUUAUUACGUUUCCACGCUAAUUGACUCUUUGGCUGGAUAGUGUCUGUGCAGUUGCACGAGACAGGUUGAUUGACGCCUUUGUAAACAGUGGACAGUAGCCUGUGAUUUCUCCGUGUGAAAUUGAAAGAAGAGUGUAUCAAAAAGAAGCGUGCAAGAUGGGUGUGCAACAACAACCUGCCCUUGUCAACAAACCCAAAACAACGAAGCCCAUGAGCGAAGCCAGGAAGAUUCGGAAACCGCUGAUGGAGCGCAAGCGACGAGAGCGCAUCAACACCUGUUUGAAUGAUUUGGCAGCGUUGCUGAUCGAUGCCAAGAUGGUCAAGACUGAGCCUGGAAAGCCGGCCAAACUGGAAAAAGCCGACAUCUUAGAGCUCACCGUCAAACACAUCAAGUCUUUCAAAGCGCCGGACGACAGCCCCCAGCAGCCGAAAGCCGAGGAAGAGAACAGAGCGAGCAGUUACAAGGACGGGUUCACCAAGUGUAUGGGCAUGGUCGACCAGACUCUGGGCAAAGCUGGUAAGGAGGCUUUGCGACAGCGCCUUUUGUCCCACCUGAAGAACUGCCUCAAGACACUGGAUCCACCCACGAAGGAACCCAACGCUGAUUCGCAUUCCUCCGUGACCGCAACGUCUGCAGAAAAAUUGGAGUCAGAUCUGGCGGAGUCCGAUGUCAGCGUCGCCUCGAGUGAUUCCGAAGCCGAGAGGGAAGAAGAAAAGAUUGAUUCGCAGUCGACGGAAACUAGCACCAAAGAAACAACCCCUCGUAUCACCCUGGUGCCCACACGCCUACCCUCAGGUGGCGUGGCAUUUGUUAUCCACGGGGGCAUUGAUCCCAGUCUGCUUUUGCCCAAAAAUGAUAACAGCGUCGAAAAAACUGAUGAGAAAUCGGUUUCUCCUCCGCCAUCUCCAGCGACUUGUGAUUCAUCUACUUCAUCAGGUGUGCCCCUUCUGCGGUCAGAUCACAUUCCAGCGCCGUCUCCCAGUUCGGCGACUCCACCUCCAUGUGCUUUUCCAGCAGUCACAACCUCUCACAUUCCAUCACCUCAACCCUCCGCUCAUCCUUCCUCCCACACACCGAGUUCUUCUUCAGUCGGGCAGUCAUCCACGGAAAAGCCCGUUCACCCUCAGUACCCAGUUGUUCACACCUAUCACGCCUCCUCUCCUUGCGUUCCCAGUGCAGUUUACCCAGAAUUUCAGUGUCCUUCAUCCACCCCUUACAGUACUCUAUGCCCAGCGACACCACCUGCGCCCACGUACUGCCCACCUGAUUCCCCAAAUCAGGAGGAUCCCUCCUCUACUAAUAGUCUUCAUAUGCCUGCUACAACCUCGUACCACACGCUCGAUUUCCAUUCACAACCACAAUCUAUUCCUCACCAUCCUGGUUUCCCACAUCAGCCCCACGAUCUCCCCACGCCCCCUCCCAGUAUUUCUCCACAAAAUAUUCACCAGGUGCACCAAUACCAUCAUCAUUACCAGCCAGUGUCGAGUGAGGAAGACAUGGACACGGACGGGCUGUCGGAGGUCGGGGAGGAGGAGGAGGUCGACAUUGAUGUCGAAAACGAUGUUCCGUAUGAUUUAAGCAUGAGAAGGAUUUGGCGGUUUUGGUGAUUUUGAUGACAGUUCUUCUGUAUUAUGAUAUUUAGGGUGGUCAGAAACAUCCAUCAUUUAUACGCUUAUUGCUCAUUAAGUUUCUACAGGAAAAGUAAUCCCAUUGCAUGAAAUCGAAUAUAGGCCUGUAUGUGAAUUCAUGGGUCAAGAAAUUAACGUAAAGCUAUGUCAGUAUUUUUUUAGAUACUUCGUACAUUAAAAAAAAAAAAGUAAACCACGAUACUCAGUUGGAUACUGUUUGGUUUUGAAAGCUUUUUGAAUUUUAUGUUUUGUUAAUAUUAGAGAAUUUAUCAAAUUUUGUUUCUUGUAAUCUGUCGUUCUUUCCUUUACAUCGUCCUUCUUUACCUUGAAGGUAUAUAUAAAUGGCUGUGAUAUUUAUUUUACUUUUGUAAUAAAUUUUAUACCAGU